Cynara cardunculus var. scolymus (artichoke) is the source of this 2715-nucleotide messenger RNA. Its product is annotated as protein ecdysoneless homolog. Gene Ontology annotation, cellular component: nucleus. Lineage: Eukaryota; Viridiplantae; Streptophyta; Magnoliopsida; Asterales; Asteraceae. The transcript has 8 exons. The coding region runs from base 439 to 2427 and encodes 662 amino acids. The record is from RefSeq and is a predicted model, not a curated record.
ACGGUUCCUAAAACCCCUGAAUCGUUCAUCUUCUGAGCUUGCUCGUAUCGUUCAGUGGCCGUCAUUUCAACUAUUGCCCUUUAUUUCUCGCAUCUACUCAUCGUCUCCUUUGGUCGUUUCUGCCUCGCUGCUCUUGAUCAUUCAUCGUUGCCUUGUUCCUUGUCUCCUAUCUGAGAUUUGCAUGUCGCUGCUUGGAGAUGAGUCGGGGUCUCAAUGGUGUAGGAAAAUCAUACAACAAUUUUGCGAACGGCAUAAAAGCAAAGAUCCUGGACAUCACACACCCAAUAAAUUGAAAGUUGAAACCACAGAUAGGCUUCUGCCGUACUGACUGGUUUGAGACGCAUCCAGAUAUAUUGUCCACAGAGCAUUGCUCCUUCUGAAGAACAGGAACCUGAAGCUGUUGAGUGUUGGUUACUGUAAUCAUAACUUGUAAAGAUAAUGUCAGAAGCUGACCCUUCGUCCAUCUUCUCCCAGAAGAACUCAAGACUGCCUGAAGACACCGUCUUCUUCUCCAUAUUUCCCGACUUUUCUCUUUCAUCAGACCUCAAAUACCAAAAUUCUAAAACGGAUCCUCUUCUCUCCUCACAGCUCCAGUGUCUCCACCUCCAAAUCCUCCAGACUCUUUCCUGCUACACCACCAGCUACAUAUGGCAACAUGAACCCUUCAGUCUCUCCCUGUCCACACAGGCAUCCUGUGCCUUUUGCCCCUCUUCCUCGAAUCAGUUUCCCCAUCUUCAUGGAAAGCUUAGGUAUGGAGACAAUCUUGAAGAUGAAUGGUUUGUUGUGUUCCUACUCUUUGAGAUCUCAUGCAAAUUUCCGAAUCUCUCAAUCCGUGUAUGGGACACUGAUGGCGAGUUUCUCCUUAUUGAGGCUGCUUUCCACCUCCCAAAGUGGCUUAACCCUGAGACCAGCACCAAUCGUAUCUUUAUCCGUGGUGGCAACUUACAUAUUGUUCCCAACAAUCAUUUCCCUUCGGUUCCCACUUUAUUUGAUGCUCUUUUGUAUGUAAUGAAAUGCGAGGAUAAAACCAAGGCUUCAAGUUCCGUUCAAUUAGCUAUAAAACAUCGAAUUGGGGACUAUCCUGACAGGGCAAUUAAGAAUAUGCAUAGGGUUAGGGUCCAGGUUCCAGCAUUGGUGGCACAUGUCUUGAAGCAUGAACCCUGCUUAAUAUCACUAGCUGUGGAGGGGUUUUAUGACCGAGACAUAGAUUCAAUGAAGUAUGCAGCAAAUAUGGAAAGAUUUUUGCCUAACAAAAGUGCUGAUGAGAUAGUUGAGGUGACGGUGAUGAUGUCACGUGCAAUGUAUGCACAAUUGAUGCAACAAACAUUUCAGGCCCCUAAGUGUUAUCCAAUGCCGACAAGGAGUGAUAGUGGUUACGCUGCAGCAGAGUUGGGAAUGAAGAUAGCAUGUGGGUUUGAAAUGAUUUAUCAGGUGAGAAAACGAGAAGUGUUGGAAGGGAAAGGGAGCUCGUGGGAGGUGUAUAGAGAAAGUUUAGAUAGGAGUGGGUACUUUGAAGGGUUGCUUCCUGGGUCAAAGGAGUAUAAAAGAUUGAUGGAGAAUGCAGAAGAUUAUUACAGAAAAAGUUCCUUACAUUCCAGAGAAAGCGAAAUUAUGAGUGCUCCAGUCAGGCGCAUAGAUGAUAUCCUUGCUCAUCCCUUUUCAGCAGAUGACUUUAAAGGUAAAGAAGUUCCUCCAUCAGAUGAUGAUUUGUGGCUCUACAAUGGUGAGGAUGAACUAAAUGCUGCUCUUCUUGAGAGGCAGCAAGAGAUGGAACAUUACGAUCUGAACCGUAAAAAGAAUAAGAAAUCCAAAGAGCAGGAGGAUGUUGGUCCCUCGUCCUCCUCAAAUAUAGAUGAUUAUGAUCUUGGUGAUAUAGCAAAAUCGAUGCAAGCAUUUAUUCAGAAGAUGUCAAGCUUCGAGGGAGCAGAAGUUCCUGGAGACAGGAAUCCAAACAAUGUGGACCUUGAUGUGGAGCGAUUUAUGAAAGAAAUCGAGUCAGUUAUGAAGACUCCAAAUGCAGAACAUGCUGAUGAUGAUGAUGAUGAUGAUGUUGAUGAAGACCUUUCCUCUGACAUGGAUUUGGAUGAUUCUGAAGAUAGCGAUAUUGGAGAGGUGUCUGAUGAUCACGAAGAUGAACAAACAGCUUUCAUGAGCUCUUACUCUGAUGCUCUGAGUGAGGAACUCAAGAGCACGACACUUGGUAAAAGUUUUGUUCGUGCAAAUGAGCCAACCUUCAAAAAGGAUGAGGGAACAUCAAAUGCCGCUGGAGAUGUGCAGGAUGAGUUCACACAUGUGGAUGUAGAUGUGAACCUUGUGAAGAGUUUUCUUGGUUCAUUUUCUUCUCAAGAGGGACUACCAGGUCCAGCUUCUAAUCUGCUUGGCCUCAUGGGCCUUCAACUCCCACAAGACGACAAGACCGACAAAUGAUUUUGCUCUCUCUUUUACAACCUUCCAAUUUUCAUAGGCGAAGAUACUUGAUUUUCUGAGAGGUUAGCUUUCUGAUUGAUCCUACUCCGACUCUAUAUUUGAAUACAUGUAAAAUAGUACCGUGUUUCUUACAAAUGUUUAAGUAUAGUUAAAUUCUAGAGGGAUCUUCUGGUAGCGUUUGAAACACUGAUUUUGUCAUAUGACAUGGAUGCUCAAGUUCAUCUUGAUGAUGUUUCGAGGAUGCAUUUGGGUCUUGGAAUUGGUAGUUUCGGCAUGGUGCUGUAAUAA